Cynara cardunculus var. scolymus (artichoke) is the source of this 2454-nucleotide messenger RNA. RefSeq names its product lupeol synthase-like. The record is from RefSeq and is a predicted model, not a curated record. The coding region runs from base 26 to 2293 and encodes 755 amino acids. Gene Ontology annotation, cellular component: lipid droplet. Gene Ontology annotation, biological process: triterpenoid biosynthetic process. The transcript has 18 exons. NCBI's taxonomy places the organism in Eukaryota, Viridiplantae, Streptophyta, Magnoliopsida, Asterales, Asteraceae. Gene Ontology annotation, molecular function: intramolecular transferase activity.
UGAUGAAAAUUUGUAACAGAAAAUUAUGUGGAAGUUGAGGAUAGCAACAGGAGAUGGUGAAGAAUGGUUGAGCACCACCAACAACCAUGUCGGUCGCCAAUAUUGGGAGUUUGAUCCCGAUGCAGGAACCGAUGAGGAACGAGCUGAGAUCGAAAGGGUUCGUGACAACUUCAAAACUAAUCGAUUUGAAUUCAAACAAAGCGCCGACUUAUUAAUGCGUUUACAACUAAGAAAGGAGAACCAGAUCAAAGGAAUACCGAAAGCAAUAAAAUUGAAAGAAACAGAAGAACUAACAAAUGAAGCAGUCACGACUACAGUCAGGCGAGCCAUCGGCUUCUACUCCACCAUUCAAGCUCACGAUGGCCACUGGCCUGCGGAAUCUGCUGGCCCCUUGUUCUUCCUUCCUCCACUGGUGAUAGCACUCUAUGUGACAGGAGCCAUGAAUGCUGUUCUAACACCUGCACAUCAACUAGAAAUCAAACGCUACAUAUACAAUCAUCAGAAUGAAGAUGGAGGUUGGGGAUUACAUAUAGAGGGUCACAGCACCAUGUUUGGAUCGGUUGUUAGUUACAUUACAUUGAGAUUGCUCGGAGAGGAAGCCGAUAGUGAUGCAGAAGAUAUGGCAGUGGUUAGAGGCCGUAAAUGGAUCCUUGACCACGGUGGUGCAGUCGGGAUUCCUUCAUGGGGAAAGUUUUGGCUUACGAUACUUGGAGUACACGAGUGGGGAGGCUGUAACCCUAUGCCACCAGAAUUUUGGCUCCUCCCUAAGUUUUCCCCAGUUCAUCCAGGCAAAAUGUUGUGUUAUUGUCGCCUAGUUUACAUGCCGAUGUCGUACUUAUAUGGCAAAAGAUACGUGGGAAGAAUAACUGGACUGGUUCAAGCGCUAAGGCAAGAGCUUUAUACAGACCCUUAUCAUGAGAUUAAUUGGAAUAAAGCGCGCAAUACUUGUGCAAAGGAAGAUCUUUACUACCCACAUCCUUUUGUUCAAGACAUGGCAUGGGGCAUCCUUCAUAAUGUUGUUGAACCUAUAUUAACACGUUGGCCGUUUUCCAAGCUACGAGAAAAGGCCAUGAAAGUUGCAAUGGAGCAUGUUCAUUAUGAAGAUCUCAGCAGUAGAUAUCUUUGUAUUGGAUGUGUGGAAAAGGUGUUAUGCUUGAUUGCAACCUGGGUAGAAGAUCCGAAUGGGGAUGCAUAUAAGCGUCAUCUUGCACGAAUCCCUGACUACUUUUGGGUUGCUGAAGAUGGGAUGAAAAUGCAGAGUUUUGGCUGUCAAAUGUGGGAUGCAGCAUUUGCUAUUCAAGCUAUUUUGUCAAGUAAUCUAGAAGAAGAAUACGGACCAAUGCUUAAAAAAGCACACGACUUUGUAAAAUCCUCACAGGUUCGAGAUAAUCCGCCUGGAGAUUUCAGUAAAAUGUACAGACACACUUCUAAAGGAGCAUGGACGUUUUCCAUGCAAGAUCACGGUUGGCAAGUUUCUGAUUGUACCGCAGAAGGCUUGAAGGUUGCCCUUUUGUACUCCCAAAUGAGCCCAGAACUUGUGGGCGAAAAAUUUGAAACAGAGCGCCUCUGCGAUUCUGUCAACGUUAUUCUUUCUUUACAAAGUGAAAAUGGCGGUUUUCCAGCUUGGGAGCCACAGAGGGCAUAUUCUUGGUUAGAGAAGUUCAAUCCAACGGAAUUUUUUGAAGAUGUAUUGAUCGAGCGAGAGUAUGUGGAAUGCACUUCAUCUGCAAUCCAAGGUUUGACACUCUUCAAGAAGUUGCACCCUGGACACAGAACAAAGGAGAUUGAACACUGCAUUUCGAGAGCUGUGAAGUACAUCGAAGACACUCAGAAUCUUGAUGGUUCAUGGUAUGGUUGCUGGGGAAUUUGUUACACCUAUGGUACAUGGUUCGCAGUAGAUGCGCUAGUAGCGUGUGGACACAACUAUCGUAACAGUCCCACCCUUCAAAAAGCUUGCGAAUUUUUGCUUUCGAAACAACUCCCAGAUGGUGGAUGGGGAGAGAGUUAUCUUUCAAGCUCAAAUAAGGAAUAUACGAAUUUGGAGGAAAAUCGGUCGAAUUUAGUACACACAUCAUGGGCUUUGAUAUCUCUUAUGAGAGCUGGACAGGCCGAAAUUGAUGUUACACCGAUAAAACGUGGCAUACGACUUCUCAUUGAUUCACAAAUGGAAGAAGGAGACUUUCCUCAACAGGAAAUCACAGGAGUGUUCAUGAAGAAUUGUACCCUCAAUUACUCAUCAUAUAGAAAUAUCUUCCCCAUAUGGGCUUUGGGUGAGUAUCGUCGUAUCGUUUAAUUUGCAUGAAGUUUUCGAUGAUUAUAUUACUUGUCUUUUCGUUUCAUUCCUCUUCGUGUAUCGAAUGGCAUUACGUUAAGAUGUAAAAUAAGGACGACAUUGUAAUAUGUAUCUAUAAAAUUGGAAUUGUGAAACAUGUUGUCCGGUCGUUCAGUUUGUGU